Cololabis saira (Pacific saury) is the source of this 2112-nucleotide messenger RNA. It is a transcript of the gene vmp1, whose product is annotated as vacuole membrane protein 1. The transcript is spliced from 12 exons. The coding region runs from base 69 to 1268 and encodes 399 amino acids. The record is from RefSeq and is a predicted model, not a curated record. Lineage: Eukaryota; Metazoa; Chordata; Actinopteri; Beloniformes; Belonidae.
UUUUACAAACAUCACGGGAUUUUCUUCUAAACCGCGUUUUCUUUCACGUUACUACAGUAAGGACCGACAUGGCAGCCAACGGCCAGAGGCGCGCUGGAGCCAGAGACAAGCACAAUGGCAACGCUGCAGACUUGUCAGUAAGAGACCGGCGACAGCAGGACAAGGAGGACCGUCUGUCCCUGGUGUUGUGGAGGAGGCCGGUGACAACUCUGCACUACUUCCUUCUGGAAACCCUCAUCAAGCUAAAGGAGUGGACUUUAAAGCUUUGGCAACGGCGAGGAACAGUGUUCUUAAUUUUGGUGUUAUGCUCUCUCUUCUCGAUCGCAUAUUACACUGAAGGAACCCACCAACAUUAUGUUCAGUACCUGGAGAGGAGGUUCUUAUGGUGUGCCUACUGGGUAGGCCUUGGGAUCCUGUCCUCAGUAGGCCUUGGGACUGGCCUGCACACUUUCCUUCUUUAUCUGGGUCCUCACAUAGCAUCAGUUACACUGGCAGCAUACGAGUGUGGUACAAUAGACUUCCCAGAGCCUCCGUACCCAGACCAGAUUGUCUGCCCCCAAAGUGACAGCAUGGAGGGAAGCAUCUCCCUCUUCACAAUCAUGUCAAAAGUUCGCCUGGAGGCCUGUAUGUGGGGUGCUGGCACUGCGAUUGGAGAGCUACCUCCAUAUUUCAUGGCCAGAGCAGCCCGUCAGUCAGGAGCUGAUCCUGACGACGAAGAUUAUGAGGAAUUUGAAGAGAUGCUUGAGCAGGCGGAAGGUGCUCAGGACUUUGUCACGAGAGCAAAACUGGGCGUCCAGCAUAUGGUGCAGAAAGUGGGGUUCUUCGGGAUCUUGGCUUGUGCCUCUAUUCCCAAUCCUCUGUUCGAUUUAGCUGGAAUAACUUGUGGCCAUUUCCUGGUUCCCUUCUGGACCUUCUUUGGAGCAACUUUAAUUGGGAAGGCCAUCAUCAAGAUGCACAUACAGAAACUUUUUGUUAUCAUUACCUUCAGCAAGCACAUAGUGGAGCAAAUGGUGUCACUCAUUGGGUCUGUGCCCAAAUUAGGACCAUCACUCCAGAAGCCCUUCAGUCAGUACCUGGAGGCACAGAGGAACAAGCUCCACCAUGCUGGGGACAGUGGGCCAGCGCAAGAGAACUGGCUGUCGUGGGUGUUUGAGAAGGUGGUGCUGGUCAUGGUUUGCUACUUUGUCAUCUCAAUCGUCAACUCCAUGGCUCAGAGCUACGCCAAGCGGCUGCAGCAGCUGAGGCACUCGGAAGAGAAAACCAAGUGAUGGUGAAACAGUGGUACACACAUCCAAAUGACUGUUUCUGCUGCUGCUGAGAACCAGCCACUCAGCCACAGCCACUCAGAUUAACAAAUAACCUCACCCUCAUCCAUUCUCGAACGCUCAGAAAAAAAAAGAAGAAAGAAACUGGCAUUGUUGCCAGUGUGUAUAAGUGUGUGUGUGGGUGCUCUGUUGAGGAUGUAUGUUAUUCACUUGUCUCCCCUUUAGGUUUUGUAGUUCUCAUCUCCCUUUGUGUGAGUAGUGCGACUGGUUAUACUGCUGAUCUUAAUAUGUUAAUUUAACAUUAAAUGCAUCCAUCCAUCAGCCUCAGAAGACAAGCAACGGUGUGAUGGUACAUGCUGUGUUUAGGACAGUGGCCGUCAGAUGUUAUGCCUUAUGCAAGAUGGGAACGUAUGAUUUCCCUUGAAUAUAGCUCGACUUACUGACUAGAUUUUUAUUUAAUUUUUUUUUAACAAAUUAUGGAUAGAAAUUGAUCUGAUUGUACAAUGUAUUGUCAAGAUAAUUACUAAGCUUUUUUUUUCAGGAUUUAAUUGUCAUGUCUGUCUUUUUAAACAGUAAGCCCAGUUUAUUGUCCUUUUGUUUCUUGAGCUGUUGGUUUAAAUGGUUGGGGGGGGCGCAAUAUUGGCUUAAAAUACUAAGAGAUUAAUGGUUUGCACAUGAUGUAAAUAUGUUUUUGACAGUAUGCUCAGUCAAGGACAUGAACCAAACCACAAAAAGAAAAGGUGACAUUUGUAAAGUGACAUUGUACUUUCAGCAAAUGAUGCAAUUUCUAUUCUGUACAUUUAGGUCACACCUUGGAUCAGAUCACAUAUAAAACAUGGAAAUUGGA